AUGGCAACAGCUAAUAGGUUGGACUUAUUAUUAUCAACAACAACGACUGACAAGGAUGACAAAAACUUUGAAAUAUUUUCGUUAAUUUGGCUUGAAAAAGAUGUAAAUGCUAAUGAAAAUAAUCGGAAAACACAACAAAAACUGAGAAAAUCAAUUAAUUUUAUUAAAACAUUUGAUGAUGUUAAAAAAUGUGAACAAUGGAUUGGACGAAGAAUACAACAGAGUGCAGAAGAGAAAAUCAUAUUAAUUGUUUCUGACAGUUAUGGAUGUGAAAUUGUGCCACGUAUUUAUGAAUUACCACAAUUGGUUGCGAUCUAUGUCUAUUGUCGAGUCAAAAUGACAAAUAAAAAAUGGUUAGAAAAUUAUAAACAGAAAGUUUGUGGGAUCAUUACAAAGUCUGAUGAAUUAGUGACAAAAAUAUCAAAUGAUCAAAAUGAACGUGAAAUGUUAGAAGCAAUCAGUAGUAGUUCUAUGUCCAGUUUUACAAGUAGUGUUGCUGCAGCUGCUUCUUAUUCUUCAUUCACUGAUACCAAACAAAACUCAUCUACUGAAUUAAAUGGUGACUUCUUAUGGUCACAAGUAUGUAUCGAAGUACUAUUAAGAAUGAAACGUAGAGAUAAUGAUCGUGAAGAAUUAAUUAAUUUAUGUAAACAAAUAUACGAUGGAAAUAAAUUGGAGUUAAGAAAUGUUGAAGAAUUUGAACAGACCUACACGCCAGAGACAGCUGUGUGGUGUGACUUGUAUCAACAGUUAAAAGAAUUAUAUUUGAUGACUAGUCAUCUUGAAUCGAUUACACGUGUCUAUCGUGGUCAAGCUUUACCAACUCACGAACUUGAUGGAAUAAAAUCGAUUAUUGGCCAACAUUUAUCAUUAAAUAGUUUCCUUUCAACAUCAUUGGAUCGAGAAGUGGCACUUAGAUUUAUUCCAUCGAUUCCUACUGCAAAUAAGGAAAAGAUACUUUUUGAAAUUGAUAUUGAUCCCUUAGUUAAAAAUGUGAAACCAUAUGCAAAUAUUUCUUCGUAUAGUUAUUUCCAAACAGAAGCCGAAGUUCUAUUUAUGUUAGGAUCUAUCUUCAAAAUACAAAGUAUUACGAAACAAGAUGAUGUGUCAAUCAUCAACAUUCGAUUAGAAAGUGAAUAUGAUGCAGAAUUAAAACAGUUGUCGGAUUAUAUGAAGCACAAUUUAGAUGAAACACCAAGUCUCGUUACCUUAGCUGACCUAUUGUUACGAAUGGCUGAAUAUGACAAAGCAUUAAAAUGUUACGAACGAGUAUUGAAGGAAUUGGAUGAUAAAGAUAAAAAUACUGUACAAGCUGCACGAUGUUUUACAGGUAUUGGUAGAGUGGCUAAUUUUGUAAAAAAAUACGAUCUAUCAAUUGAAUAUCAUGAAAAAGCAUUGAUGAUUGAUUUGUCACUACCGAAUAAUGAUUAUAACGUAGCUGAAACUUAUAAUAAUUUGGCAAAUGCAUAUAAGGACCGACGCGAUCAUCAGAUAGCAUUGAAAUAUUUUUAUAAAUCACUAGAAAUCAAUAAAAAAAUUAAUGGUGAUGAUAAUCUUGAAGUUGCACGAUUAUAUUUUAAUAUUGGUAACACAUACCGAUAUCAACAAAACAAUCCAACAUUAUCAUCAUUAGAUCAAUCAUGGACACUAUUCAAACAUAUCUAUAACAAACAAUAUGGUUCAAUUAAUGAUGAACAAGCUCGACGAGUUAUUUGGGAAAAAAAUGUUGAAAUGAUUCAAAGACAUAAUUUAGAAGCUGAUUUAAGUAUGCAUACAUACACUAUGAAAGUUAAUCAAUUUGCUGAUCUCACACUUGAAGAAUUUGUUAAAAAAAUGAAUACAUUAAAAAUAAAUGAUCAAAAAAGAGAAAACAAAAAAUUUGAUAUUCCAUCAAAUAUUGUUCUUCCAUCAUCAGUUGAUUGGCGUACAAAAGGUUAUGUAACACCAGUUAAAAAUCAAGGACCAUGUGGUUCAUGUUGGGCUUUUUCAACAACUGGUUCACUUGAAGGACAACAUGCUAAAAAAUCUAAAAAUCUUAUUUCUUUAUCUGAACAACAACUUGUUGAUUGUUCAACAAAAUAUGGCAAUAAUGGUUGUGAAGAUAGUUAUCCUUAUGAAGCCAAAGAUUCAAAUUGUCGAUUUAAUAUUAAAAAUGUUGUUACAAAUGUUACUGAUUUUUUUGAUAUAAAAUCUCAAUCAGAAAUAGAUCUUCAAUAUGCACUUGCAACUGUGGGUCCGAUAGCAGUAGCUAUUGAUGCUGAUCAUGAUUCAUUUCGUUUUUAUUCAUCAGGCGUUUAUUCUGAAGCAAGCUGUUCAACAACAUUACUUGAUUUUUCUCUUUUGGCUGUUGGCUAUGAUACAACAAAAGAUAAUUUAGAUUAUUACAUACUUAAAAAUCAAUGGACAACUAAAUGGGGUAAUCAAGGUUAUGUUUGGAUGAGUAGAAAUAAGAAUAAUCAAUGUGGAAUUGCAACUAUGGCUAGUUAUCCACUUGUUUAA
Messenger RNA from Rotaria sp. Silwood1, 2499 nucleotides. NCBI's taxonomy places the organism in Eukaryota, Metazoa, Rotifera, Eurotatoria, Philodinida, Philodinidae. The record is from the annotation of a GenBank genome assembly.